Molecule: messenger RNA, 4680 nt
Organism: Guillardia theta CCMP2712
Lineage: Eukaryota; Cryptophyceae; Pyrenomonadales; Geminigeraceae
Exons: 28
Coding region: 1-4680 (1559 amino acids)
Biological process (GO): nucleobase-containing compound metabolic process
Molecular function (GO): 3'-5' exonuclease activity; aminoacyl-tRNA deacylase activity; nucleic acid binding
Source: RefSeq, a predicted model, not a curated record
AUGAGCAGUAGGCUAGACGUGAAAAGAGAGGAGAAGAGUCACAUCAUUGGUCGUCGACCAUGUCCAAAGAAGGCGGGGAAAGUGAGGUCUCUAAGAAAAGCGAGCCUACGGAAUCAGUCAGAUGGACGACUCUACUCCUCCGCGUUCACACAAUCAGACAAGGUCGGGAUCUUCCUCCUUGUGCUUAUUGGCCUGUACUUGUGUGUAGGAGCGAUCUUGAACUACAACGUUCGCGAUGCUGAUCAGCGAGACAUGGUCACCAACAUGAGGAUUUUGCUACCAAUGAGGCUUCAGGCGCACAAAACAUUCCAGAAUGAAUAUGAGCUGGUGAUGAAGGGCACUGGAUUGGGCUGCCCUGAGGCCUGUCUUGUUCAUGUGGUGACGUUCCUUCCUGUUUGUCAGACCUCCAUCACCCUGCAACAAAACGUGCUCGCCGUCACCACUGUCACAAAGAGAAGAGCGAGGUUGAGCGACCCGAGGCUGUUGCCAUACGCAGAUUUCCUGCAUCCUAUGGUGAUGAUGAUUGUACCGCGAAAUCCACCCAUCCAAUGGACUUACUACAAGACCGAGCAGACUAGUAUUCAAUACCCUCCCUUGUCACCUCGUGCCUCUUUGGACCUCUCGCUCUCCUUCAAGAUUCCGCAGCACAAGUACUUGUUUGCCGUCCAGGUGUACAACACGCUGCCGCUUUCCAAGAAGCCGACCUUCCAACAAAUCGUCCGGGUCACCGCGAACACGGACAAGGUCGUGGAUGUGACGGCGACAUUUUCGGCCUCCGCCAGGGCAUACGACGUGCAGAAGCUGCAAGGGGGACAUUUGCGAGUACGAGUGGUGUCUGAGAUCGUGGUGGAGAUCCGAUUCAACGCCAUCGACGUCCCCGCCACUUUCAUCCAGGGAGACAUCGCCGCCCUGGACUACAUCGGGGAGGUCCGGCAAUUCGUGAAAAUCAAGGGGCAGUCAUGUCAGACGCUCUUCAACAACCUCUCUGAGUGCCGAGACACCUUCCGGUUUCCUCAGAUUCAUUCCGUGAACGCCACCAACUGGCAAACGAUCUACGAGGGGGCAGCGCAAGGAGUGCAGGAGGUGCUGUCGCGCACUCGGAACUUUCCCAUCACUGUCUAUGUCCUCAAGUUUCUGCAUGAGAAGAUCCGUCAAGGGGACAGGUUCAACGUGCUGCUGAAGAUGAUGGCGGUGGCGAAGCCUUCUGUCCUAAGCCUCCUUUGCUGCAUCGACCUGGUCGCGUUCUCACCCAACGACCUGGCUGACGACCACCGCGAGUAUCUGGACCAAAUUCGGCAGAGUCUGAAGGGGCACGAGGUAGACCCCAGCCAUGGCUCCCAGUCGGCCCUGCUCAGCCUCCUUCUGCACGGGCUGAAGCACGAGGUCAGAGGUAGCAGGACAGAGAGGGUGACGUUGGACGGUUCGACGCAAGAGGGACGGCGGUCGCUCAGGAUGCUCGAGGGAAUCUGUUCCAAAUUCCAACGAACGUCGGAGGAGGAAGCAGCAUGCUGCAUGACCCACAGCGCCUUCUGCAGCAUGAUCGAGACAUUCGACCUCAAGAGGAGCUUCGGGAGGGACGGGCCUGACCUCCGGUCCACCCCGAUCUUCCAGAGCCUGCGGUCUAUCGCUGAGCAGCUCAGGAGCAAGCAGCUGUACUUGCACAUGACAAGGUUGGUCACAGCUGCUGGAAUGUGGAAGCAGUUCGCCGACGAGGCUCUCCUGAGCGCUUUCCUCGAGGUGCAGGACUGGGACUCGGCGAGAGCUUUCUGCGUGAAGGUGGGGAGCGACGAGAACAGGAGGGACCUGGUGAAGCUGCUGAUGGAAAACAAGGAGUGGAGCCGGGCAGAGGACCUGGCGCAGUUGUGGAAGACGGAGGAGUUCCAGGAGGAGAUCAGGACAGCGCUGAGGUGUGAGAAGAUCGACAAGUUCGUGAGGAAGGCUAAGCUUUCCUUUGCGUACGGGUUCGCCAAGAGCUGUCGCACAUGUCAAGUGCACCUGGUGAACUCGCUUAUCAGCAAUAGAUACUACAAGGAAGCGAUGCAGAUGCGCAGGAGCUACAACCUGGAAGAAGAAGUCGAGGAGAUCCCAGCAGACGUCCUCGAGCGGAUGGCGAAGCUGGAGGACACCAAGUACCUCCAUCUCCCUCCUGAGAUCCCCUUGCAGGAGGUCUGCUUCGUAGACUCAAGGGAGAAGAUGGCGUUCUGUCGAAGCCUCAUCCUCGCUAUGGAGGAGGAGGCGUCCAAGGCUCCUGCCUCCUCCUGGUCCUCGCAGCCUCCCACGCUUGUUGGGUUGGACGUGGAGUGGAAGGCCGUGUUCAAGGCUGGGGAGGUCUCUCGAGCCAGCAUCCUGCAGGUGGCUUUCAGGAGGAACAUCCUGAUCUUUGAUCUGCUGUGGAUGUGCCGUGAGAAGGAGGCGACGAAGGAAGAGGAUGAGCUGAGCAGAGGGGACGGUGGGCUGUACGGGGGAGGGAUCUUGCACGACCUCCUGGUCAACCCCAACAUCAUCAAACUCGGCUUCGACCUCAAGAACGACCUGGAGAAACUGAGAAACUCCUAUCCGCUCUCCUCAUGCUUCCUCUUCGUCUCCUCCUUGCUCGACGUGAGCAAGUGGAGCUUGAAGCUGCUGGGCAGGAGCGGGAACUCGUUGAAGAAAACGGUCCAGGCGUGUCUUGGGAAGGACCUUGACAAGAGGAUGCAGAUCAGCGACUGGGAGGCGAGGCCGUUGAGCGAGGAGCAGGUGCAGUACGCGGCCCUCGACGCUCACUGCCUCCUGUCCGUCUUCGACAGCAUCCCGACGAUGAGGGAGAGGAACAAGAAACUCGAGGACUGGAGAGAGCUCGUCCUCUCCUCUGUCUCCUUGAGGAGCGACAAAGUUGUAACCCCCGCGAACGUCACGGGCUCGCAGGAGGUGAUCAGCUGGUUCGGACUGGAGGAGGAGGGGCAGGAGCAGGUCGACGAUGCUGAAGACCGCCCUCUCCAUGCUCGCUCCCGCGUGCUCGUCGUGCCCGAGGAGGUGCCGUGCGAGAGGAGCGGGGAGGCAGCGGUUGCCUUCAAGACGGAGGAGGAGAACAUCGGUCGGGUCCUGGCGUUCAUAGCGCGCGGAGCUCCGGUGGCUGUGGUGUCAUGCAGGAGGGGCAAAGUCUCUGUGUCGAAACUCGAGGGUCUGCUGAAGGCGAGGAGGAAGGUGCGCCAGGCGACUGCUGCUGAGGUCAUGUCGAGGUUUGGGUUCCUUCCUGCUGGAGUAGCUCCUGGGCCAUUCAAGGAAGAAGGAGUGAAAGUGGUAAUCGACCGCCCACGGGACGAUACCGGAGCAGCAGCAUCAGGAGGAGGAGGAGGAGGUGGUGGUGGUGGGGCAGGGGCAGAGGGAGGAGGAAGAGACGAUCUCGAUCGGAGGUAUCUGUUCCGAGGCGGGAGGCCGCACUUGGGGCUGCAGCUGAGCCUUCGAGAGAUCAAGGAGCGGCACGAGAGGAUCGGGGGGACGGUGAUGAUGGAGGACCUCAGCAAGGACGCGAGCGAGGAGGGAGGGAGGGGGGGGGAGCGUGAAGAGCCUCUCCUUCCUCCCCGCAUCGCAGAGAUGUUGACGAUGCCUUGGGUGGAGGACGAGAUCCCCGGCGGAAAGGAUGCUGCUAGGGCUGCCAUGCUGGCGGCGAAGGCCGCGAAGUUGUGGAUUGACGGGCAGCGGGAGGAGUCUCUGAGCCUGAUGAAGGCUGGUGGGAUUGGGGGGAUCGAGCACCUGGAAAUGCAGGGAGCAGGAGCAGGAGCAGGAGCAGGAGCAGGAGCAGGAGCAGGAGCAGGAGCAGGAGCAGGAGCAGGAGCAAGAGGGAGCUUGGAGAGAAUGGGGUCUCUUGGAGACAGUGAUGGCUUCCCAUGCUCGAGGAUCGGGGACUCAAUGAUUGGAUUCGUCGAAGAAGAGCAAGGAGCAGGAGCAGGAGCAGGAGCAGGAGCAGGAGCAGGAGCAGGAGCAGGAGCAGGAGCAGGAGCAGGAGCAGGAGCAGGAGCAGGAGCAGGAGCAUCAGGGGAGGAGACGGAGCCCGACGAGUCUUCCGGCAGCAGUGAAGCCUCCUCGACCUCUACCAGAGUGAAAUUCCUGGCGGACACGAUGCUCGGGAGGACGGUGAAGUGGCUGAGAUGCAUCGGAGUGGAUACAGCCCUGUAUGAGGGGAACAGGGACGCGCAGACUAUCAUCUCCUUGGCUGCAAGAGAAGGACGCGUCCUCCUCACCCGAGACAGGAAACUCAUCUCGAAGCCUUGCGGAGGACUCUGUUAUUUCGUGCCAUCCAACGAUGCGAAGGCAGGAUUCCAUGAGAUCAUCGAUAGCUUCGGGCUCUCCUUCAGCCCCAAGACCUUCAUGGCCAGGUGCAGCAAGUGCAACACGUCCAACUACAAGCGCCUCACGGAGGAGGAGAUCAAAGAGCUGUUCGAUGAGGGUCAGAUCCCUUCCUCCUGCAAGGUCAAGGUCUCAAAGUACUAUAUGUGCAUGGGUUGCAAGAAGGUCUUCUGGAAGGGUCCCAACGCUCGCGUGCAGAUUGCGUCCGUUCUGCAGAUGAACGAAGAGGAUGUGUACGAUGAGGAUGGCCAGUUUCAGUGGCUAUGUGGACGGUCUGGAGCCAGGCAAAACCUCAGCUGCAAGGGAGCUGGACCAAUGAAGGAAGAAGGGGAGGAGCAGCAUAUGCAGCAGUGA